UACUUCCCCUUUUCCCAACUUGACGUCACUUCCCAUUUCCCCAACUUGACGCCACUCCCCCCUUUCCCAACUUGACGCUUCAUUUGCUGUUUGGAAGUGUUUCAGUGCUGUGGUGUUUGUUUGGCCACUUUCGUGUUGCAGUGGGAUGUAAACAAGGAACGUGCAAGGGAUCGUGAUGGGAUUGCAGCGAUCAUUACUCAUCAUUCUUGUGGGGGCAGCAAUCACUCUGGCAGCAGCAAACAAUGACACCAGAAUCUGUCAGGUGGCUCCUCACUGGGAGAUUGGAAACCAAAGUCCAAUGGAGCAGCUGUCUGGGCAACUGGUUGUGGUGGCCCUUCUCAAAGCAAGCUGACAGUUCUGCCUAACGCAGGCUGCUAAAUUAGGCAUUUUGCGUGACAAGCUUUCCCUUCAAGGCUUGAAGAAUAUACAUUAUAUUAUCGUGAAUGAGAAAACACUUGAAUCCAGGGCCAUGUAUUGGAAACUCAAACUGAAAACUCCCAAGAAUAUCACUGUUUAUCAGCAAUCAGCGUUUCAACCUGAUGUUUGGCGCAUCCUGAGGGGGAACAAGGAUGACUUCCUCAUCUAUGAUAGAUGUGGCAAAUUGACCUUUCAUAUCACAUCUCCAUACAGCUACCUUAACUUUCGCUAUGUUGAAGCGGCAAUCAUGGCUACAUAUAACACAGAUUACUGUGGGAACUGCAUGGGCAGCAGUACCACUCUGGAGGCGACCAGCUACAUCUCAACUGGACCCAACUGGGAAUAUUCUCAACAUCAUUCCAGGAGCUUGAAAUAAAGAUAUUUUAAGAUUGGAGAAUAAUGGAAAAAGUUUCCUUCACAAAUAAGAGCCAAAUGUCAAUAUUGAUCCCUAUGCUGCAAGUAAGAAUUCCUUUCUUUCGUUUUGGGACAUAUGACAAUAAAAUACUCAUAUUGAUGUAAGGAUGCUAGUUUGACAUUUGCUAUCUUGAGGUAAUAUUGUUUUUAUUUGAGGAUGAAUAUAUAUAAUAUCACAUCUUUUUAAUCCCAUUCAUUCUGAUAAUCUGCACAUGACUGCAGUCUAAUCUGGCAUUAAUGAUGAGUAUUGAUAGUGAAAUCAUGAUGAAAGUAAAUUACUACCCCAGUUAACUAACGGGGGAACUUUUGUGGCCCCUUUAAUCCACCCCACUGCCCCCCCACCUCAUUGAUCCAAAGCAUGUAUCAAUCCAGCUGUUCUUAUGAAUAUAGGAAAACAAGUGAUCUAGUCACCAUGAUCUCACCUGAAUCCUGUGUUCUUUUGCAUCUCCUACAUGGAGAUAUAUGUGGGGUACCAAGAAUAAGCUAAAUUGGGACAUUCCUUGUUAUCCACAAAGAUAGUAGAAUGUUUAUUGUGGGAAGGGAAGAUGAGGAGGAAUGUUGGAUUAUUACCUUCACAGAGAUGCUCUAUGUUAAAUAUUAAUAUUUUGAUUUGGCUUUUGAUGUAUUAUUCAGUAGAACCUAUUUCUAUGGUGUUCUUGUGCUCAAUGAUGUCUAAGGUUCAAGCUAGGUACUAGUAGCUAUAGACUGACCACUGCACAGAAAACUUAAAGGAAAAGUUUUUAACUGAUUUGUACAGAUUGUCACCACCAUUCCGAUCAUAAGACGAGAAGAUUUUUUUAAAUGGGCAUUAGGCCCCGAGUUUAUUCUGCCAUUGAGUAAGAUCAUGACUGAUCCAACUUUCCUUGUCCGUCUUCUCUACCACACCCUUGAUUCUCCUCCUGAUUAAAACAAGUUAUCUAUGUCAGCUUUGAAUAUAUUCGAUUCGGCCUCCAUAGCAUUCUGGGGCAAACAAUUCCGAAGACACUCAAACCUUUGAGAUAAAAUCUCUUUCUGCAUUUAUUACUUCCUCCCUGAUUCCCUGAAGUCUUAGAUUAUAUCAUGUAGCCAACAAUUAUCUAGCAUUUACCUUGUCAACUUCUCUAAGACUCUUGUAUGUUUCAAUAAGAACAUCUCUCAUUCUUCUCGGCUUCAAUGAAUGCUGACCUUUCUUCCUAACACAUCCCUCCAUACACAGGAUGUACUCGAAGAACAUCCCUUUAUGAAAUUGACUCAAUCAAGGGUUCAAAAGGGUAUUUGGUAUGUGCUUUGCGGAAAAAUAACUUGCAAAGCAAAGGAGAAAGAGUAUGACAAUGGGGUUCAGCAGUAUUUUCAAUAAGGAGCCAGGUGGGUUAUGUAGCCUCUUCUUGUAUCACAGUAGUUUUGGGAAAUGGUACAGCAUCCUUGUGAUUUGCCCAAGAUCAAUUGAAUGGAGUCAGAUAUUGAAUUUACAGCAUUAGUGCUUUGCCAACAAUAUUUCCCUCUAGUCCAUUGCAUCUGAUGGAAGUAACUUGGUGUUUAACAAGGAUUCCAUCCGUUGCUACCAAUGCUUCUGUUCUUCAACUUCAUUUGGGGAUUUUGUAUGCACAUGAAUAUCUAGCAACUCAGGUAGUUUCCAUCCUUUGGACAUUUUUUUCAUCCCAAUUGUUACCUUGCUUUGAUUUGCAUAACUGAAACUCUUGGAAACUGGAAGGAAGUGCCCUUUUGGCCUAAUGCAUAAGGAAUCCGACGUUAGUGUUUGAUGUCACAUCAUCAGAAGAUUGCAGGUUGGAGUCCUGUCACGGUCAUUAGUGGCAGCACAGUGGCACGGCUGGUAGAGCAGCAAACUCUCAGCACCAGUAACCCAUAUUUGAUCCUGACCUCUGGUGCCGUCUGUGUGGAAUUUGCAUGUUCUCCCUUGUGUGCUUCCUCCAGGUGUUCCCACAUUCCAAAGACAGUCAAUCCCAAAUUAUUGACUUCUUUAAAUUGCCCCAAACGUAGGGAAUGGAUGAAAAAGUGGGGUAAUAUAGAAAAGUGUGAACAGGUGAUCGAUGAUCGCGUGUGCUUGGUGGACCCAUGGGCCUGUUUCCAUGCUCUAUCUCUAAACUACUCUCUUUCAAUCUGCAUGUUGUCAGGUGUGUGUGGUAUUUGUGUUUACUUAUUCGGUGCUGUUACUAAUUUUAGUUUGUUUCAUGUUUCCAACAUCUGCAUUUUUUUGCCUUUUUAUUAUGUAAAAUUUAUCUCAAUGAAAAAUGUAAUUAUCUUUUUAAUAACCUAAACUGGUGAUCAAUAAAUAGCUAUUGAAAUUGAA
This is a messenger RNA of Leucoraja erinaceus (little skate), 3118 nucleotides long. RefSeq names its product selenoprotein Pb-like. The transcript is spliced from 5 exons. Lineage: Eukaryota; Metazoa; Chordata; Chondrichthyes; Rajiformes; Rajidae. The record is from RefSeq and is a predicted model, not a curated record. Gene Ontology annotation, cellular component: extracellular region. Gene Ontology annotation, biological process: selenium compound metabolic process. Gene Ontology annotation, molecular function: selenium binding.